ACAGAUGCUUGAGGCGUCGGUCAGCUGUCCCUCAGCGUGAAUGGUAGCGUCCGAUCUUCCUCACACGCGCUCAUUCUGCGCGCGCCUCUGUUUAGCUUAAUCAAAGCAGAAGGCUGUAGACUCGCGAUCUUACCGUGUUUCGCCGCGUGCGCAUUUUAUGACAGCGGGAUCCCUACGGACGGUCAUCGUCUAACUGACUCCUUUAGCUCUGCGUUAGGCAUUUCAUCCGUUAUCCGUUGCUUUCAAGUGUGAUGCUAUACAUUUAAAGGAAUUGACAGCUAUCUUAAGAAAAGUAUUGACUCGUCGGUGUUGCGUUUGGAAGGUGCUCCCCGAGGGAAAUAAAGUUUCCUUCGGGAAAUGAACAAGCUGUUCAGCGCAGGUGAAGGACUGUACAGCUGUUGAGACCUCCACCUUGCGGACUGAUCUGAUCAUCAGGCUGCAGCAGCUGUCAUGGAUCUGAAGGAGCGCAGGCACCGUACACUGACCCACGGCCGCUGUGGGAAAGAUUUCCAGUUCACCACCUCCUCCUUGGACAACGAUGAAUGUCGCGUACCCACCCAGAAAUCCUACAGCUCCAGCGAGACCCUGAAGGCUUUCGAUCACGAGUCACGUCUGCAUUAUGGGGGAUGUGUGGCUGACCUGGUGCAUCAUGAAGCAGAUGAGUUCACCAGACAAGGAGGGAACUUUACUUUAGCUGAGCUGGGCAUUUGUGAACCAGCACCGCAUCAGAACGCAUACUGCCCGGACAUCGGCCUCUUACAGCGCGGCUACUCUCUGAGCGCCGGCUCAGAUGCAGACUCCGACCCAGAGGGCCCAAUCUCUCCAGAGCGAGCUAUCCAGCUGUGGGCCGGCCAAGACAUCAAGUCCCGCCGCAGUUCUGGCCUCUCCAGUCGGGAGAACUCAGCUCUCACCCUCACCGACUCCGAGAACGAGAACAAGUCUGAUGACGAAUCAGGUGAGAGAUAGUGUCAGAGAGCGAGAGCACGUGAGAAU
This is a messenger RNA of Carassius auratus (goldfish), 993 nucleotides long. RefSeq names its product teneurin-2-like. Bases 451 to 966 code for a protein of 171 amino acids. Gene Ontology annotation, cellular component: membrane. Lineage: Eukaryota; Metazoa; Chordata; Actinopteri; Cypriniformes; Cyprinidae. Gene Ontology annotation, biological process: signal transduction. The record is from RefSeq and is a predicted model, not a curated record. The transcript has 3 exons.